AUGCCAAAAGGAGACUACAAAUGCAAUAGCAUAAUUAUAAAUGGAAAUAUCUUGAUUUCUGGGCUUCUAAAUGAAAAUCUUUUGUUAUACUCAAUUGAUAUUGACUCUUUCUCAACAAUACCUUAUGAAUUUAGUCGAAAUAGAUGAAAGAUCCUGAUAAAUGUAGAAAGACUAUAUUUGAUUGAAUGCGAUAAUGGAUUAAUCUAUGAAAGCGAAAUUGGAAGUUUCUCGAAUUGGAGACGAAUAGGAAAAUCAAAAAUUAAUUGUAAUCUUGAUCAAGUGUAUUGUUCAUAUAAUAAAGGAGGAAUAUGAAUCUCACUCCCCCCCUUUUAAAAUUGGAACAAAAUAUCGGUAAAAAUUUCCACUUUUUUAGUAAAUUAACCCCCCUUUAAAUUGGAACAAAAUUUAAUUUUAUAAAAAAAAAAUUAUAUAUAAUUUUUAUAUAAAUUAAAUGUUUCUUAUUAACUAAAAUUAAAAAUUUAGUUAUAUCUUACUCUUUUUUAAAGAUAAAAGUAUAAAGAGCAUCUUAUUUAAAUAAAUUUAUUAUCCUUGAUUGUAAAUUUUAAAAAAAAAUUAAUUUUUUUUUUUUAAAAUUUUCAAAAAAAUUUUUGUUUUUUUUGAUAAAAAUGAUAUUUUUUAUUUAAAUAGUUUUGAUAUAAAUUCAAUAGGAAUUCUUUAUAAAAUUUAAAAAAAUUUACUUAUUUCUUACUUUAUUUUAAAAAGAAUAGAGUAUAUAAUAACAUCUUAUUUAAACAAAAUUAGCACUUUGAUCGAUAAAUUUUCUAAAAUUUUUUUUUUUUAUUUUUUUUAUCAAUAAAAAUAAUAAUUUUUUGUGUAAAUAAUUUUGAUACCAAUUAAUAGUGGCGUAUUAACUAAUAAUGAAAAUUUAGUUAUAUCUUGCUUUGUUUUAAAGGAUAAAGAGUAAAUGGCGAUUUAUAAUUGGGCUAGAGAAUAUUAUUAUUUUAAUUUAAAUCAAAAAAUACUUAUUGAUGCUGCUUACUAUAAUAAGCAUAUCGCACUUAAAAGAGUAGGACAAAAGAUUGAAGCAAUAAAAUGCAAUAACCAGGAUUUUAAUCUUGAUCCUUCUUAUCUGGAUGAACGCAAUGUAAAAGAUAUUGCUCUAAGUACUUUAGGAGAAAAUCUAGCGAAAAUUAAUUUCCUUGACGAAGAAAUCAAACUCAAUCCAAGCAAUGCUAGUUUAUACUAUGAUAAAGGCAACGCUUUUUAUCGUUUACAAAGAUAUCAUAGAAGCAAUCGAAUGCUAUGACAAAGCAAUCAAACUCAGAUCCAGAGCAGCUGGUGAUUUAUACAAUAA
Blepharisma stoltei is the source of this 1315-nucleotide messenger RNA. The record is from the annotation of a GenBank genome assembly. Lineage: Eukaryota; Ciliophora; Heterotrichea; Heterotrichida; Blepharismidae.